ACAGGCUGCGCACCCUCUCCUCCCCUCACUGUGGCGUUGGAUGCAGCCCAUUUAUUAAGGAACCCCUCCCCCUCUCCUCAUCGCCUCACUCUCACCCUCAUGACCUCUAUAAAUCGGAUCGGAUAUCCCACGGCAGAAGCCCGCAACUCGUAGAACUAGCAGUAUAUAUUUAUAACCUCUCUCACUCUAGCAGUAUACAGCGGCAAGAGCAGUGGUGGGAGAUAGAGAGUUUACAGUGAAGAUGGAGGUGCAGCCGGAGCUAUCGCUGGGGCCGACGUCGACGCUGGUGUCGGCAGGCUUCGCCAUCGCCAAGAGCCUCAGGAGCUCGUCCUCGGACUCGGACGGCAACAGCGGCGGCGGGAAGAAGAGGAAGAACUUCGCCUGGGAGGAGGCCCUGUCCCAUGCAAGCUGCCUGGAGCUACAGCUCGGCGAUCCCCUGCCCCUGGAUUGGGAGCAGUGCCUCGACCUACAUUCUGGGAGGAUGUACUACCUGAACAGGAAGACCAUGAAGAAGAGCUGGGUGAGGCCCAAGUCCAUGGAGGAGCAGGGCACCGUGAACCUGGAGCUCAACAUCUCGACAACCCCGUCCACCUUCGACGGCAAGGCGAGCCCCACCACUAUCGCAGAUGACACCAAGAGCAUGAGCAGCAGCAUCACCUCCGGCAGCCACAUGGUGGCCGUGCCGUGCGUCAACUGCCACCUGCUCGUCAUGCUCUGCAAGUCUUCCCCGGCAUGCCCCAACUGCAAGUUCGUGCAGCCUUCGGUGCCGGCGAUGCCGCAGACGCCUCCACGCCGGCUUGACACCAUCAAGCCACUGGAGACCCUAAGCCUCCUGCACUAGCAAGCUCGCAGGCAGGUGACUGUAGAAAAGGGAGACAGCAAGCAAGUAAAAGCAAAAAACCCAAAACUAGUGGUGAUAGAUGAGCAAGAUGGGGAUGUAUGGAUAUAACUUGUACGAGUGCUGCAAAAGCUACAAUGCUACAAUGCAAGAGAGGCGAUCAAGUAGUAAUUAUGCAAAAUUAAUUUAA
Messenger RNA from Phragmites australis (common reed), 1028 nucleotides. RefSeq names its product protein CURLY FLAG LEAF 1-like. Lineage: Eukaryota; Viridiplantae; Streptophyta; Magnoliopsida; Poales; Poaceae. The coding region runs from base 242 to 841 and encodes 199 amino acids. Gene Ontology annotation, molecular function: protein binding. The transcript has 2 exons. The record is from RefSeq and is a predicted model, not a curated record.